Echinops telfairi (small Madagascar hedgehog) is the source of this 2261-nucleotide messenger RNA. It is a transcript of the gene SLC44A4, whose product is annotated as solute carrier family 44 member 4. Gene Ontology annotation, molecular function: thiamine pyrophosphate transmembrane transporter activity. Gene Ontology annotation, cellular component: plasma membrane. The transcript has 21 exons. The coding region runs from base 23 to 2140 and encodes 705 amino acids. Lineage: Eukaryota; Metazoa; Chordata; Mammalia; Afrosoricida; Tenrecidae. The record is from RefSeq and is a predicted model, not a curated record. Gene Ontology annotation, biological process: thiamine pyrophosphate transmembrane transport; choline transport.
CAAUCACUCCGGAGACUGAGCCAUGGGGCAACACAAGGAGGAGGCCAACGGGAAACCAGUCAAAUAUGACCCCUCCUUCCGAGGCCCGAUCAAGAGCAGGGGCUGCACGGACGUCAUCUGCUGCGUACUCUUCCUGCUCUUCAUUCUGGGUUACGUCGCGGUGGGCAUCGUGGCCUGGGUGUACGGAGACCCUCGGCAAGUGCUCUACCCCAGGAACUCCACCGGGGCGUACUGCGGGCUGGGGCAGAACAAGGACAAACCCUAUCUCUUGUACUUCAACAUCUUCAACUGCAUCCUGGCUACCAACAUCAUCACGGCCGCUGCAAGCAGCCUGCAGUGCCCCACGCCCCAGGUGUGUGUGUCCUCCUGCCCGGAAUCCUCCUGGACAGUGGACGCUAGCUCGUUCUCCCAGACCGUCGGGGAGGUUUUCUACGCGGCCAACAGGAACGUUUGUGUGCCAGGCGUGCCCCCUGAGAUGCCAGUGCUCACGAGCCUGAAGCAAGAGUUCUGCCCCAGUUUCCUCCUCCCUUCCAGUCCAGCUCUGGGGCGCUGUUUCCCGUGGCCCAACAGUACGCAGCCAGAGCUCCCUGGGAUCACAGGCAACAUCUCCCAGGGCAUCAGCGGCCUUCUUGACAGCCUGAAUGCCCGUGACAUCAGCGUCAAGGUCUUUGAAGAUUUUGCCCAUUCCUGGUAUUGGAUCCUUAUUGCCCUCGGCAUAGCUCUGGUCCUCAGCCUGCUGUUUAUCCUGCUGCUGCGCCUGGUGGCCGGGCCCCUGGUGCUGGUGCUGAUCCUGGGGGUGCUGGCUGUGCUGGCAUAUGGCAUCUACCACUGCUGGCAGGAGUACCGAGUGUUGCGGGACAAGGGCGCCUCCAUCACCCAGCUGGGCUUCACCUUCAACCUCAGCGCCUACCGCAGUGUGCAGGAGACCUGGCUAGCUGCUUUGAUCCUGCUGGCGGUCCUGGAAGGCGUGCUGUUGCUGAUGCUCAUCUUCCUGCGGCAGCGCAUCCGCAUUGCCAUCGCCCUCCUGAAGGAGGCCAGCCGGGCUGUGGGGUACAUGAUGUCUACCAUGUUCUACCCACUGGUCACCUUUGUCCUCCUGGUCAUCUGCAUCGCCUACUGGGCCAUGACGGCUCUGUACCUGGCCACUUCAGGGCAACCCCAGUACGUCCUGUGGGCACCCAACACGAGUGUGUCCGGCUGUGAGAAAGCAUCCAUGAAUGAGUCCUGUGACCCUCUGGCCGAGCAGACAAACUUCUCGUGUCCAGGGAUGAAGUGUGUCUUCCAGGGCUACUUGUCUACGGGCCUGGUACAGCGUUCCCUCUUCAACCUGCAAAUCUACGGCAUCCUAGGACUCUUCUGGACUGUCAACUGGGUACUGGCCCUGGGCCAGUGCGUCCUGGCCGGGGCCUUCGCCUCUUUCUACUGGGCCUUCCUCAAGCCCCAGGACAUCCCCACCUUCCCCCUGAGUUCGGCCUUCAUCCGCACACUCCGUUACCACACUGGGUCGCUGGCCUUCGGCGCCCUCAUCUUGUCCCUGGUGCAGCUGGCCCGGGUCAUUCUGGAGUACAUUGACCACAAGCUGAGAAAAGCCCAGAACCCGGUGGCCCGCUGCAUCAUGUGUUGCUUCAAAUGCUGCCUGUGGUGUCUAGAGAAAUUCAUCAAGUUCCUGAACUACAAUGCAUAUAUCAUGAUCGCCAUCUAUGGCAAGAAUUUCUGCACCUCAGCCAAAAACGCCUUCAUGCUGCUCAUGAGAAACAUCCUCAGGGUGGUGGUUCUGGAUAACGUCACAGACCUGCUGCUGUUCUUCGGGAAACUGCUGGUGGUGGGAGGCAUCGGGGUCUUGUCGUUCUUCUUUUUCUCCGGCCGCAUCCAGGGGCUGGGUAAGGACUUCGAGAAUCCCAACCUCAACUAUUACUGGCUGCCCAUCAUGACCUGCGUCCUGGGGGCCUACGUCAUCGCCAGCGGCUUCUUCAGCGUUUUUGGCAUGUGUGUGGACACGCUCUUCCUCUGCUUCUUGGAAGACCUGGAGCGGAACGACGGCUCUCUGGACCGACCUUACUACAUGUCCAAGUCCCUCCUGCAGAUUCUGGGCAAGAAGAACGAGGCGCCCCCGGGGGACAAGAAGAAGAAAAAGAAGUGAGAAGCCCGCCCUGCCCCCAUCGCGGGCCUGCGCCGCCGGUACAGCGCCCGGCUCCGCUCCGACUCCCAGACUGUGAUUUUGUAGUAAACACGUCUUAUUAAAGACUGAUGCUUUGAAGAAA